Molecule: messenger RNA, 1722 nt
Organism: Sphaeramia orbicularis (orbiculate cardinalfish)
Lineage: Eukaryota; Metazoa; Chordata; Actinopteri; Kurtiformes; Apogonidae
Exons: 8
Coding region: 118-1518 (466 amino acids)
Source: RefSeq, a predicted model, not a curated record
GUAGACUCGCACUAGCAGGAAGUGAUGUCAUCCAUCCGUCGCUGAGGGCGACCCUCAUCGUUGGCUAGUUUUACAAUAAAUUAACGACCAUUUAAAAGCGUAUUCGCAGAGGUGGCGAUGGGUGACAUUCGUCAGUCUUUGCUUCCUCGCGAUGUUCUGAAUGCAGCAAAGGAGUUGCUCUACCAUUUGGACAUCUACAUCUGUAACAUGGUGCAAUCAGGGAGACAGCCUCCUCAGGUGGACUCGAAAACCUUGGACCUGGUGGAAGAGUUCAUACUGCAUGCACCCAAGGACAGAAAUGCCCCAGUUAGGAGGAUGAGUGCCAUUCAGGAGCUCCAGUUGUUGGAGAUUAUGUGCAGUUGUUUCCAGGAACAGAGCCGUGAUACAGUCCGGCAACUUGUGUUCUCCGCCCUCUUCAGUCUCCAGGGCAACCAGGCAGAUGAAAGCCGCAUGGCACUGUUAGGCAAGCUGGUCUCCAUGGCUGUUGCUGUGGGCAGGGUACCUAUUUUAGAAUGUGCUGCUACCUGGUUACAGAGAACCCACCGUGUAUACUGUGUGCGCCUAGCUCAGGUGUUGGUCGAUGAUUACUGUAGUAUGGUUCCUGGCUCAGUACCCACCCUUCAGAACAUACACAGCGCCAGCCCACGUUUCUGCUGCCAGUUUAUCACUGCUGUGACCACCCUCUACGACCUCUCCUCAGAGGAGCUCACUCCUCCUUUAGAACUCCUCCAGAUGAUUGUUUCGUGGAUCCAGGAUGACCCUCGGCUUGUCUUAAUCACCUUCUUGAACACGCCCCUUUCUGGAAGCCAGCCAGUCAGUUCACUUGAUGUCACACCAUUAGGAGGGCUGGUUCGCUGGUGUGUCAAAGCUCCACUGGCGUACAGGAAAGACAAGAAGCAAGCGCUGACCAAUAGCAGCUCUGAGAAUGAAGCAGAGGUGGGGCAUCUUUUCUCUGCACUUCAUCUGAGUGUCCUACAGGUCUUCAUGCUCCUGCCAAACAUACUAAACGAGAAAGGGCUUUUUGGCCGCCUGGCGCUGCUCCAAAUGGAAUCCUUGGCCGCGCUGACCUCUGACCUCUCCAGACUGUUGGACCAGGCCGACAAACAUACGCACACGUCAUCCGCUGAUACACACGCACUGUCUCAGCUGGCCCUGGACCGGCUGGCACAGGCCCUGCAGGUGGCUAUGGCCAACAGAGCCCUGCUUUGCUCAAGAGAGGAUCUGCGCGCCAUCUGUUCCCGCCUUCCGCAUAACAAUUUGCUCCAGCUGGUUUUGUCAGGCCCAGUGAUGUACUACAACAACAUCCACACCCCUCCAAUGGCUUUUAGCCCGCACGCCUCCCAUUCCCCCAUCGCCUCACACACAACACACCCCGCUCACCCCACACACCCUACUCUUCCCACUCACCCCACACACGCCCCACACGCACCUCUGGCCUCCCAUCCCUCCCCUCAUCCCCAGUAUCCAGCUCAGCCGUUCAUGACAGGGAUGCCAUUUCCCUUCAGACCCAGCCACUAAACGUCAGAGCAGAAGCUGUGUGUUCUAAGUACGUAUGUGCGGAUGGUGUGUAUGUAAAUGUAUGCGCUGAUGCGGAUGGUUUGUGUACAGUAUGUGUGAGUGUUGGUAGGAUGUGUUAUGUAUUAUGAUGUUAGUGAGCAGAUUCGCUUUUAAAUAAAGUCUGUGAGACUGUCACAUUUGUCCAAUAAAUAUUUUUUUACUUCA